AUGACCAUAAGUAAGAAAAUACAAAGCAACAAAAAUGGAUUAUUCACUAGUUUGGUAAUAUGUGUAGCUUUAAGGGUACUCGUAUUUUACGUGUUAAACAUUUUAGAAGGCUCGAGCUAUGGAUAUAUUGAAAAGAUUAUAAGUAUAGAUAGUAUGAUGAAAAAAGAAGAUAUACAAAAUUUAGAAAUACCCAAGCUUAAUAAUAAUGAAAACAAAAACUGGGAGCAAAAUCAUAUAAAUGAUUUGAAUAACGAUUUAGAACAAUACUUUCAAACAAAUAAACAUUAUAAUAAAAAUAUAAAACAAUAUUUAUUUAAAAGUGAUUCUAUGUAUUAUUCAUUUAAUUCAGAUAUAUAUAAUAUGAAAUAUAUAUAUGAUAGUUAUUUAUUAAGUAAAAGAUAUAAAGACAUAUAUUCAUUUUUAGUACUACGAAUUAAUCCUAUAUUUUUAAGCUUUUUACAUUUUAUUAUAUUUAAUGAAAAAAAAAAUAUUAUGAACACGGUCAGAAUAAAAACAUCAGAAAAAAAAAUAAAUAGACAAUCUAAUAUUAUAGAUAUUUUUCCAUAUCAUGAAUUUCGAUAUUUUAUGUUAAUAUGCUUAACAGAUAUAUUCAUAGCUAUUUUUUUAUUUCUAAUAAUUGAACAUAUAAAAAAGAAGAAAGAUUUUUUUAAUUAUAUUUAUGAACAAACAAGCCAAAAUGGAUGGAAAAUAAUUAAUCCUGUCUUGUUAAUAAAUAUUUAUUUAAAUAAUCCUCUUACGAUUUUAGCAAAUGUAUUUUUAUCUUUAGACAAUUUUAAGUUGCUAAUAAUAACAAUGUCUUUUUAUUUGACUAUAUUAAGGAUAUCAACAAAUUCAAACAAAAUCAUUUUAUAUAUUAAUUUUUUUUGUAUAAUUGUUUUAAAUUCAAUUCUUAUUUAUAUAACAUCCUUUCAUUUUGUACUUAUAAUUAUUGGGAUAAAUAAUUUUAUUAUUUCUAUCAAAGAAAAUAUAAUUACUUCUCAUAUUAAAAACCAGAUUGAAUUUCAGAAACUCUUUUUUAUCUUACUCAAAAAUAUUAUCAUUUUACUUUUCACUUGUGUGGUUUAUGGCUUAUUAAUAAUUGUGUCAUAUUAUAUGAAUGGCAAAUCGAUUUCCUUUCUAAACAACACACUGAUAAACGAAUACAAGAUUUUUUACCUGGUCCCUAAUUUAGGGAAUUAUUGGUAUAUCUUUUCGACGAUGUUCAAGAAUUAUUACUACUCCUUUUUGUUUCUCUUUCACUUUCAUAUCUUCCUUUACCCCGUACCACUUUUUUUCCGUUUAUCGAAGACACCUCUUAUUUAUUUAAAAAUUAUGAUCGCGAUUGCACUUGUAUUUCAUCCAAACAUAGUAGUAAACGACAUAAUAUACGUAUUGCUGUCUAUUUGGGUAGUUCAUUUUAGUAUGUUCUCAGUUACUUUGAACAUGUGGUUACGUAAAAAUACUGGGAAUGCAAAUUUUGUUUUAUUUAACCAGCUGAUUGUUUUUAAUAUAACAGCCUUUAUAAUAGUAAAUAGCAUAAAAUUUUACAUUCGAGUCCAAACCCCAACUAUACAACGGGAAGAAGGAAAAUGCAUUGUAGUGUCAAAAGCCAGUAAUAAUGAAUUUAAACUUUUAAAUAUGUUUAAAAAAAAAAACGAAUAA
This is a messenger RNA of Plasmodium vinckei vinckei, 1662 nucleotides long. Its product is annotated as GPI transamidase subunit PIG-U, putative. Gene Ontology annotation, biological process: protein localization to cell surface; attachment of GPI anchor to protein. The record is from RefSeq and is a predicted model, not a curated record. NCBI's taxonomy places the organism in Eukaryota, Apicomplexa, Aconoidasida, Haemosporida, Plasmodiidae. Bases 1 to 1662 code for a protein of 553 amino acids. Gene Ontology annotation, cellular component: membrane; GPI-anchor transamidase complex. The transcript has 7 exons.